Messenger RNA from Melanaphis sacchari, 3981 nucleotides. RefSeq names its product amyloid beta A4 precursor protein-binding family B member 1-interacting protein-like. Lineage: Eukaryota; Metazoa; Arthropoda; Insecta; Hemiptera; Aphididae. The record is from RefSeq and is a predicted model, not a curated record. Gene Ontology annotation, biological process: signal transduction. Bases 1 to 3045 code for a protein of 1014 amino acids. The transcript has 8 exons.
AUGUUCUCGUGCAAGACCCGGUACGCUUGCGGCCGGAGCCGGCAGCAGCACAGCGACAGCGACGAGGACGGAAGCUACGGGUUCGGGGCCGUGGGAAACCGGACCAGGGCCGCCGCCACCUCGGCGUACGGCAAAGCCGGUCAGUCGUCGUCGGACGAAGGCGACUAUCACAUUUACGGAAACGUGACGUUCGGUUACAAGCCCAUAUUGAAGACGCGGCUGUCGAGCGCCGCUAGUUCGGUGCGCCGACGGGCGCCCGUCAAGCGGACCGUCAGCUUUUCCGGCGUGUUCCGGUCCCCGCCGUCCCCGCCGUCACCGAUCAGACGCCGCAACAGCUUCCGGCCUCCGCCCCCGUGCUAUUCGUUGGCCGUGCGUCGUGCUUCCAGUUUUUCCACUACCCGCAAGAACGUGGCCCAGAUGAUCGCUCAGAGACAGCGCAUGCCGCUGCCCGGCGAACAGACCUUUACGUCGCUGCCGCAGCCGCCCACAGACGGACGACGCGUUUUCGCCGCGCCGCCGUUACCGCCCGCGAACGAUCGACGCGUUUUCGCAGUGCCGCCGUUACCGCCCGCAGACGGUCGACGCGUUUUCGCCGUGCCGCCGUUGCCGCCCGCGGACGAACGACGCACGAACAGCGGCGACAUUACGUCGACCGCAACCCUUCACACCAGCCGAGUCGUCGUCGACGUGCACAAGUCGUCUAAUCGCUCGGAAACGCCUCCGACCGCGGUCGCGCCCACUAGUUUGGAUAAAAGCCCGUCCAAGCCAGUCGACAAUGUAAUAUUAAAAGCACCUAAUGCCACAGAUAUAGCUGGUCAGCGGAUGGAUUCUUAUAGAUUCUCGAUGGCAAAUUUAGAAGAUACUCAAGACGUAGACUUAGACGCCGUGUUGGGUGAGCUAUGCGCAUUAGAAUCCCAAUACCAGAGCACGAAUAGUCUAUUAGAUUCGGAAAAAAUCGAUUACAAUACAAUAAACAGGAUGCUGUCAAAUUCAAAUCAGCCGGGAACAGUGAGGACUGAUAGCCCGGAUAAUGAUUCCGCGUUCUCUGAUUGCGUAUCGUUGUUGUCGAGCAGCGAGAGUUCAGCUUCGAGCGGCACUACCAAUCAUUCUAGAAAUAAAGAAUCGUCUAAAGCGGAUAAAAUUCGUCUGGCCUUACAAAAAAUGAAGGAGGCUAGUGUAAAGAAACUAUUCAUCAAAGUGUUCAACGACGACGGGGGAGCAAAAUCGUUACUGGUCGACGAGGGUAUGCGCUGUAGUUACGUGAUGCGAUUGUUAGCCGACAAACAUCACAUUAAUCUCGGACCGCGCUGGGGGCUUGUCGAACAUCUGCCGGACCUUCAUAUGGAACGCGUUUACGAAGAACACGAGUUGCUAGUAGACAAUUUAAUGUUAUGGACCAGAGAUUCCAAGAAUCGUUUAUUGUUUGUCGAGCGGCCCGAGAGGACGUUAAUAUUCGAAAAUCCGUCGUUGUUUAAUACCAGCACUCAGUCGCUCAGCCACGCGACUAGUAACUUUGCCCAAGAAUACUUUUGCAACGGCGGCCUCCCGAGCGUAGAAGGCCCGCUAUACAUCAAGACCGACUCGAGGAAGGGCUGGAAGAAGUACCAUAGCGUGCUCAGGGCUUCGGGCCUGUACUAUUAUAAGGACAAGGCGUCGCGGUCGCCGAAGGAUCUCGUCUGCCUGGCCACGUUCGACGUGAACCAGGUGUACUACGGCGUUGGCUGGCGGAAGAAGUACAAGGCGCCCACCGAACACUGUUUCGCGAUCAAGCACCCGUGCCUGCAGCAGCCCAAGUCGACCAAGUACAUAAAGUACGUGUGUGCCGAGGACGAGCGGACGUUGCACAAGUGGAUGUCGGCCAUAAGGAUCGUCAAGUACGGACAGCAGCUGCUCGACAACUACGAGUCGGCGCUGGCCGGCGGAGACGGUGACUCGGCGCAGACGUCGUCGUCCAUGUCGCCGGCGACUCCGUCGUCGUCGUCUGGCACGUUGCUGCAUCGGGGCGAUGGGUCGGUAGGACGAGGAUCGGUGGGACUCGACGACGACGACGCGGCCACCAUGAUGCUGGACGACGGCGAGAGCGGACUGUCGUCUGACUCCGGAGGUUCGUCAUCCGGUUGCGACGUGGCGUUCGAGUCGGACUAUCCGCCGUGCGGCACUAUCAAGAGGAAACCGCCCAAACUUCCGCUGACGGCCACCACGCGCCAACUCACCUGUUCCGCAACGGAGACGUCGGCGGCAGCAGCGACGGCGUUCGCCGCGGCCACGGUGGCUGUGGGCCAACAAAAACCCGUCAAGUCGGUCAAGUUCGCCGACCACCACCUCCACCAGCAACCGUCAUACCAGCAGCACCAUCACCAGCAGCAACUGCAGCAGUACCAACAGUACCAUCACCACCACCAACAACAACUACAGCAACAACAACAACAACAACAACAACAACAACAACAGUACCUUCACCAUCAAAUGCAGCACCGCCGGACGCCUAGUCUGGAAUCGUUGCCACCUCCUCCCCCCGAACUGUUGGUCGACCACGAUGGCGGCGCCGACGACGACGACGAGCUGAUGAACGCGGUGCCUCCCCCGCCGCCCAAGCUGCUGUCGCCUCCCAGUACGGCAUUCCUGGCCGACCUACACCGGGUGGUGUGCAAGAAGUGGCAGGUGGCGCAAAAGUGCAAGCUCGACACGAUGGCAACCCCCCACGAAGUGCUCGGAUUCCGGGACCCGGCGAACGGGCUCCAAGUGCAGUACGCCGACGGCGGCGCCGCCGGCACGGACAACAACAACGCGUACAGCCGCGAGGCCAACGUCAGCAAUUGGGUGGCCGAACACUACGGGCCCAACAACCUGUACGAGAACGUGUACCCCAAGCAGCAAUCCGCAGGUCCGGGCCCGGCCGCUUGUUCGUCGCCGCCGCCACCGCCGCCGCCGCUGCAGCAGCCGACGGCCCAGCAUCUCCGCGGAACCAACAAGAUCAACAAGCGACCGCCUCCGCCGCCACCACCGAGGUCCGAGAAGACGCAACUCACCACCGUCGUCUCGUAACGACCGGUGCUGUCGUCCAAUCAACUGUUCGUUUUUCAAAAUUGGCUUUUCGAUUUUUGUCGCGUUUGGCAUGCGGCCCAACGCAGUGCGCAUCGUCGUCGUUAGUCGUUGCCGUCUAUUGUAAUACAAUGUCUUGUCAUGUAUUAUAUCUACUCAUAUUAUUAUUAUUAUUAUUAUUUUUUUUUUCUGUACAACCGAAUUGUGUGAUAUAUUUGUUAGAUAUCGUUUUUUUUAUUCGGUUUAUAGUGUAAUAUUAUAAUAUAUUAAUACCGCUGUAGUGAACGUAGGGAAAAUUAAGCCGUAUUGCAGAGUAUCCUGGAUUGGUCAAGGACGCCGGGGUCGUGCUAUGUGCGUUAUGACAACCGACGUUAACUGCAACUGACUCAAGCAGACUGCAUUCAAAUCGCAUAACCACAACAUUAUUGUGUGCGUUUCAGCCGUCCCGAUUAAACAUAAACUCAUUGCCCUGUCAUGUCAAUGGGUUUGUCGCCAAAAUGAAGUAUAGCCUAAUUUUUUUACUAAUAAAUGUCAACAUUGCUACGGAAUUAUGACAAUUGAUAGUUAAUAUGAUAAUAUUGAUAAUACCAUAGACUUUUUUUACUCUAUUUACUUAAUUAUUAUAUGUCUAUGGAUUAUAAAUUUCCAUGUAGUAUUUAAGAUUUUCAUUUUUGGUGACAAAUUUUAUUGGCAGUAAAUAAUUAGUAACAAUAAUGCCUGCUGUUGUCGACUGGCUAAUUAAAAUACUAUGGAAAAAGUGCAUAGUAUGACCUCAUCCUGAUUGUUAAUUUUUUUUUGUUCAUAUGGCCACAGGCGUCCAAAGGAGACAAACACAUCAUACAGCAUCUUCCUUUACUCCUGUGUUUUGUGUUUAUUAAUUUUUCUUUCUACAAAUAAUAUUGUUACUAAAAGACUGUAUUUUUAUUUAUUUUUUUUUUU